AUGAAAACUCUUACAGUUUUAAACAACUGUGACUUCAUAUUUACUGUUGCGAAAGAUACUGAAUAUCUAAAUUCUCCUGGAUUUUUGUGCUAUAUUAAAGAAACUCAGUCUAUUGUGUGCAGUUCGUCAACAGAAGCCAUUAAUGCUUGCUAUAAAAAAGUUUUUUGUUCAAAUGCAAAAUUUUCUGAUCUACCAGUUAUGGGUUUUGAUAAUUCAAAUAUUGUGCAGCAAUUGCUUAGUGAUGUUGUAUUUCAUUCAUAUAUGUUUAGUCUUGGAAAAUUAAAUAUAUUUGUGUUGAGAAUGGGAAAAUCAAAGAAACCAGAAUGGAACUAUGCAGGAGAAGGAUAUAAAUCUGUUUUUCAAUACAAUUUUGAUAAUGUAAAAUCAAUAUUUAUUCAAGAGAUAGAAUAUAAAGAAUGUGUAAUUCAAGUAUUUACUAAUGAAACUUUAAAAAAGACUUAUAAUACUAUUGAUCCUGAUGAAGCUUAG
Messenger RNA from Funneliformis geosporum, 489 nucleotides. NCBI's taxonomy places the organism in Eukaryota, Fungi, Glomeromycota, Glomeromycetes, Glomerales, Glomeraceae. The record is from the annotation of a GenBank genome assembly.